CGCCUUCGUUUAUCCAAUCAUGGCCUGCAAAAGAAGCUGCUCCAUGCUUGUUUUUCUCAUGUUUAUAUCCGUCUUUUCAACUGAAUUCUCUCACUCGACAGAUACUCUACUGCCAACCCAAUCCAUCAGUGAUGGACAGACACUUGUUUCUGCCAACAACACCUUCGAACUCGGCUUCUUCAGCCCCAACAAUUCGAGCAACCGCUAUCUUGGCAUAUGGUAUCACCAGAUUCCACAACAGACUAUAGUAUGGACUGCAAAUAGAGACAGUCCGAUUGCCGAUACCUCUGGUUUGCUUAAGUUCAGCGAUGACGGGGAUCUGAUGAUCGUCGAUGGCAGAGGGAGUUCAACGACAGUAGCUUCUGGUUCCGGAACAAAUAACACGGCACUCGCCAUCUUGGAUUCAGGUAAUCUUGUUCUGAGGGACGCCAAUAAUUUAUCACGGAUCUUCUGGCAGAGUUUUGAUUCUCCUACCGACACUUUCCUCCCUGGCAUGAAGCUUGGUCGAUGGGGUGGUAUAUCCCGGUUGCUGACCUCAUGGAGAAGCGACGAUGACCCUGCCCGUGGGGAUUUUUCUCUUGGGGUCGAUCCCAAUGGCUCGACACAAAUCUUUAUCUGGCAGAAGGAGACUACCUACUGGACAAGUGGGGUUUGGAACGGCCGGAUAUUCAGCCUUGUUCCAGAGAUGACACAAGAUUACAUCUACAGUUUUGAAUUUGUUACCAACGGUGAUGAAUCAUAUUUCACAUACCAUGUGAAAACUGAUUCCAUCCUUUCAAGGCUUGUAAUGGAUAGUUCAGGGAAAAUCCAGCAAACGACAUGGAUGGACAAAUAUCAAGAAUGGAUCCUGUUUUGGGCUCAGCCAAAACCACAGUGUGAUGUGCGCAACCUAUGCGGCGCUUUUGGAGUCUGCAAUGAGAAUAGCCUGGCCUCCUGUCAAUGCUUGGAGGGGUUUGAACCAGCGUCUUUGCCAGAGUGGAACAAUGGAUAUUGGAGCCACGGGUGCCUCAGAAAGACCAGCUUGCAAUGCAACAAGAUUGGAGGAGAGAAGGAUGCGUUUCUUAACAAGGCCCAUAUGAGGUUUCCCCUAGAUGCAGUUAAUUUGGAUAUUGGAGAGCCUGAAGAAUGUAAAAUGGCCUGUUUGAAUAACUGCUCAUGUAACGCGUAUACUUUUUCCGAAGGCUGUAACUUGUGGUACGGGGAUCUUAAAAAUUUGCAGGAAAAUUACGUGGGCACUGAGUCAGGAACUCUUUAUCUUCGCCUUGCCGCUUCCGAGUUAGCAUCUGGAGGGCAGUCGUACCCAAAAAAAAAUGCAGGGAAAAAGAGGCUUCCCUUGAUUAUGGUCACGGUGACGGCAUCUUUCACAUUGUUCAUUUUAUGCUUGCUGGUUAGUUUUCUGCGGAUAAAAAGACGACGAAGAGGAAUCAAGAGACCGUAUGAGGAGCAAUCUUUAUUCACAGUAAGCAAUGACAUAGCAAUUAAGCUUGGGGAAAGUGAGGACAAGGGUGGUCCAGAGUUCUCGUUGUUCCAUUUCUCUCACAUAGCAGAUGCCACGAACAACUUCUCAGCUGACCAUAAACUUGGAGAGGGCGGGUUUGGACCAGUGUAUAAGGGCCAAUUGCCAGAGGGACAUGAGAUAGCAGUAAAAAGGCUAGCUGCACACUCAGGACAGGGGCUGGCGGAGUUUAAGAAUGAAGUUCUUCUUAUAGCUAAGCUUCAGCAUAGAAAUUUAGUAAGGCUUUUGGGUUGCUGCAUUCAAGGAGAUCAAGAGAAGAUAUUGAUAUAUGAAUACAUGCCAAACAAAAGCUUGGACUUCUUCCUGUUUGAUGCGGCCAGAGGAGCACUAUUGGACUGGGGCAGGCGCUUGCACAUCAUCGAAGGGAUUGCUCAAGGCCUUCUGUAUCUUCACAAGCAUUCUAGGUUGCGAAUCAUCCAUAGGGAUCUGAAAGCCAGCAACAUUCUCUUGGAUGCCGAUAUGAACCCUAAAAUAUCUGAUUUUGGCUUGGCUAGAAUUUUUGGCUCAAAUGAAACCCAAGCAAACACAAACAGAAUAGUCGGCACAUACGGCUACAUGUCUCCAGAGUAUGCUGCAGAGGGUCUUUUCUCUAUCAAGUCUGAUGUCUUUAGCUUUGGAGUCUUGCUUUUAGAGAUUGUAAGUGGAAAAAGAAACGCCGGCUUUCAUCAAUAUGGCAACUCUAUUAACCUCCUAGGAUUUGCAUGGGAGUUAUGGAAAGAGGGUAAGUGGUUGGAGCUUAUCGAUCCAUCAUUAGCUGAUGAGUCUCCCAGACAUGAGAUAUCAAGAUGCAUUCAUGUGGCACUAAUGUGUGUGCAAGAGAACGCCGCUGACCGACCCACCAUGUCAGAUGUGGUUGCUAUGCUCACUAGAGAAAGUUCGGCCUUUCCAGAUCCUAAACAGCCUGGUUUCUUCACUGUUAGAAUUGCAACUGAAGGAGAUUCACGAUCAAAUAUGGACGGAAACUGUUCUCUGAAUAAUCUAACCAUCACGUUUCCAGAUGGUAGGUAGUACUAUUUCAGUUUUGUAAUUCUGCAGAAUGGUACAUCAAUCUAAAUGCAAGUGGGAAUACCACUAACGGAGAAAAGCUUG
Molecule: messenger RNA, 2605 nt
Organism: Elaeis guineensis (African oil palm)
Lineage: Eukaryota; Viridiplantae; Streptophyta; Magnoliopsida; Arecales; Arecaceae
Product: G-type lectin S-receptor-like serine/threonine-protein kinase At4g27290
Biological process (GO): recognition of pollen; protein phosphorylation
Cellular component (GO): plasma membrane
Molecular function (GO): protein serine/threonine kinase activity; ATP binding
Source: RefSeq, a predicted model, not a curated record